This is a messenger RNA of Eupeodes corollae, 1109 nucleotides long. RefSeq lists its product as uncharacterized. The record is from RefSeq and is a predicted model, not a curated record. Bases 1 to 375 code for a protein of 124 amino acids. The transcript has a single exon. NCBI's taxonomy places the organism in Eukaryota, Metazoa, Arthropoda, Insecta, Diptera, Syrphidae.
AUGCCAAUGGGUGGAGGCGGCAGUACAAUCGGCGGUAGUAGUGUUCUUGGCAGCGGUCAUGGCGGUGGCAUGCCCAUGAGCGCUGGCAUUAGCAGUAGUACAGUUGGUGGUAUGGUAGGAAGCGGCGUUGGUGGUCUUGUUGGAGGUCCUCCUGGCAUGAUGACAAGCGGUGGUGGAAUUGGUGGAGGCGUUGGUGGUGGAACACCCGGCAAUAAUGGUGGUGUAAUGUUAUCCGGCGGUGGUGUUGGCGGUGGCUGCUAUGGUGGACAAAGCACGGCUCCCGGAUCGGUUGUCGAUUCCCGGGCUGUAUCAGUUGUAGUAACUCUGCCCGGCCCUCAGCAUGGGCAAGCAUUGAGUGACUAUGGUCCUAUAUAGUUGACGGCACGUCCAUAUACCGCUCAUUGGGUAUCAACCAGCAGUUUUAGCCAACUCUAAACUGCUCUGUUGGGCGCCACUGUUAACACUUACCACCAAAAACAAUACGACAAACACCCCAUUUAUCUAGUCCAUUGAAUAGUUUUCAUUGAAAACAUAUAUUAAAAUUAAAAAAUAUUAAAAAACACACAACAUGCACAAUUAAGUAAUUUUUUAAUUUCAUUUUUAAAUUACAUUAACUAUACGAAAAUAAAAUUUUAAAAAAAAUAAACAAAAAAUCAAUAAAACAAAAGCCUCUCCAUUCAAAAUGGUGGGGUCAGUGUAAUAUUUUUCUUUAUAAUUCUUUAUAAAUAUUUAAAAAAUGUAUAUUGUAUAAAUAACAAUGACUGAGUAUAAGGAGGGACGCCAUUUUGCAGGUAAAAACAAAACACUGCCAAAAAAUAAAACAACAUGAACAUACAAAAUAUGUUUUCAAUGUCAAAUCGAAUACAAAACACAAAAACAUUUAUUUAAAAACAAAAUGAAUCCUUUUGAAUCAAAUUAAACAACAAAAAUUGUAAAUAUUCUUAAUAAAUUAUUUUUUAAAUUUAAAUUUUACCUACAAAAUAAAAACACAAAACUUUAGCUUCUAAGUUAUAUAAGACCCGAAUUUCUCUCUCUGUAAAAAGAUAGGUUAAGUUUUAAGAAAAGGGGAAAAAUCAAUAAAAUUUAUUUCUAAUAUAUUUAAAAAAAAA